CCAUGGCAGAGGGAUGAAAGGUUCGGGGCCGUGCGGGUGGGGCAGGGCUCCGCUCACCCAGCACAGCGUUGGGAGCGGCGUGGCGGAGCGGAACCCGGAACCCCCGGUUACGAUGCUUUGAGCUAUUCUGUGGAAAAUGAUGGCAAGUGGAGUGGGAGACAGCUACUGCAAGCAAAUGAGGACAACACGACGGAUGUCCCAGGGGACAGGGGGAAGCUGUAUGUCAGAAAUUGCACUGAACCAGCUCUCCAUGAAUUCCCCAAUGACAUCUUCACGAACGAGGACAGGAGGCAUGGAGCUGUCAUCCUGCAUGUCAUCUGUGCCAUGUAUAUGUUUUAUGCUUUGGCAAUUGUCUGCGAUGAUUUCUUUGUCCCUUCAUUGGAAAAGAUCUGUGAACGCUUGCAUCUCAGUGAAGAUGUGGCUGGGGCAACUUUCAUGGCGGCUGGAAGCUCUGCUCCGGAGUUGUUUACAUCUGUCAUAGGUGUUUUUAUCACAAAAGGAGACGUAGGCGUUGGAACCAUCGUAGGCUCUGCUGUAUUUAACAUUCUCUGUAUUAUUGGUGUGUGUGGGCUGUUUGCAGGACAGGUUGUUGCACUGUCAUCAUGGAGUCUUUUGAGAGAUUCGAUCUAUUAUACGCUGUCUGUUGUUGCACUCAUUGUGUUUAUUUACGACGAAAAGGUUUCCUGGUGGGAGUCCUUGGUCUUGGUGCUGAUGUAUGCCAUCUACAUUGUUAUCAUGAAGUACAACUCUACCAUCCAACACUGCUUGGAAAGGAAGACAAAAAACGCUGCAAACAUGGUGAAUGGAUUGGCAAAUAACACAGAAAUGGACGAUAACAGCAACUGUGAUGCCACAGUGGUGUUACUAAAGAAAGGGAAUUUCCACCGUAAAGCCUCAGUGAUCAUGGUGGAUGAGUUGCUGUCUGCUUACCCACACCAGCUUUCAUUUUCUGAGGCUGGGCUCCGGAUCAUGAUAACCAGCCAUUUUCCUCCCAAAACACGUCUCUCCAUGGCCAGCCGCAUGCUAAUCAACGAGAGACAAAGACUGAUCAACAGCAGGACUUACACCAAUGGUGAAUCAGAAGUAGCAAUCAAAAUACCUAUCAAGCACGUUGUAGAGAAUGGAACAGGUCCAAGCAACUCAUCUGAGCGGGGCGUGAAUGGCACACGGCGGGACGAGGAUGUGGCUGAGGCUGGCAAUGAGACAGAGAAUGAAAAUGAAGAUAAUGAGAACAAUGAAAACGAUGAGGAAGAGGAAGAAGACGAUGACGAUGAUGACCAUGAAGGGCCAUACACACCUUUUGACCUACCCACUGGCAAAAUGGAAAUCUUGAAGUGGCUCUUCACGUGGCCGUUGAGUUUUGUGCUGUAUUUCACAGUGCCCAACUGCAACAAACCCCACUUGGAGAAAUGGUUCAUGGUUACCUUUGCUUCUUCUACCCUCUGGAUUGCAGCUUUCUCCUACAUGAUGGUGUGGAUGGUGACAAUCAUUGGCUACACACUGGGAAUCCCAGACGUGAUAAUGGGCAUCACUUUCUUGGCAGCAGGAACCAGCGUGCCAGACUGCAUGGCAAGCCUUAUUGUAGCAAGGCAAGGUAUGGGGGAUAUGGCCGUGUCCAACUCCAUCGGAAGCAAUGUCUUUGAUAUUUUAAUUGGCCUAGGCCUCCCGUGGGCUUUGCAGACCCUAGCAGUGAAUUAUGGAUCAUACAUUCGGUUAAACAGCAGAGGACUUAUCUAUUCUGUUGGUCUCUUGCUGGCAUCUGUUUUUGUCACAGUUUUCGGCGUGCACAUGAACAAAUGGAAACUGGAUAAGAAGCUAGGGUGCGUGUGCCUUUCCCUGUAUGGCAUCUUCCUGUGUUUCUCCAUCAUGACAGAAUUCAAUGUUUUCACUUUCGUGAACUUGCCCAUGUGCAGAGAUCACUAACGCACGCUGCGGACUGUCAGGAGGAACGUCCUUCUUACCUGUGCAAUACAAACCACGGCUGGCAUCUCCUGAAUGCGGUGCACCUCCAAGUCGUGAAGUAUAUCCUGUCCAUAGGACCUGUGGCCCCAUCUCGGUUUACCCUCUCCCCGACCCUCACAACCUGGAAGAAUCCUGCAUCGAUGUGAAGAUGAAUUUGUUUUUCAACAUUCAUGUGAUUUCUUAGCUCAGUUUUUGAACAGUGACUGGUCUCUAGAUGAACUGGCUGCUAACUGGCAUCAAGCCAGGCAAAACUGGUCUGCUACAAUUCCUUUUUUAAGUUAUUUGAUGGAAGACUAAUCUAAUUUAUGACUUAAGACUAUUGCUACAAUGCAGAAGAGGGUACAUCGUACGGGGGCUGAUUUUUGAGGAGAAUUCUGGGAUGUUUUUGAUUGUGGGGUUUUAUUUUUUCGUUGUUGCUGUUGGUUUUGGUUGUGGUUUUUUAUUGCCUGAGAUCAACAUCCUGUGUUGCAGCUUCUCCUUCUGAGCUCUGGGUCUCCUGUAAUGAUCCAAAAGUCACAGGGCGGUGUAAUAUGGGAAUUCAAUUCAAGGUACUCAGCGUACGAGUGGAUUUACUGCUUAUUAAAAGAAGACUGUCAAGGCAACAGACAGUGACUGCACCAUAAAUAAUGAAUCCUGUACAUGUGUGAUGAAGAAUGGAAGGUAAACGUGGAUUUAAAGGAUAAACACCGCUACCGUUUUACUACUAAUGUCAGUGUUUUAUUAAUAGGGUGUUUGUGUUAUUUCCAAGCAAUAGUUUGAUUGCCAGCCCAAGGAGGGCUACCAAGGAGAUGUGCUGUUUUUCAGUCAUCUACACCUGGAAACGGAAGGUCAGAACUUUAUUUGCUUCAUCAGAUUUCUUGUAGUUUCGGGGGGAUUCUGUAGUUCACUUCUUCUUUGUUCUGAGGACAUCAGUAUAUGUCAAAACUUUUCUAAAUGAGUUACAGACACUGGUUUCUUUAAAAGGAAAGAGGCAUAUUUUGCACAGACAUAGAUACUGAAGUCAUUGUUUGCCACUCUUUAAAGAAUACACUGGACCUGGCCAGAUAUUUGUCUUUUUCUUAAACAGUUGAACUUCUCUGAUGGCAGAUCAUGUGGAUUCAUCACACCUCCUCUGGGAGGGAAGAAGAUGGAGAGAGAGAGAUGGCACUUUUAAAAUGUGUAAUAUCUACAACGCAGACUCGCUCACAGAUCUUAAGUUAUUGUGAAGAUUUAGCUAUUCAUUGUUCCAAUAUCCCUGCUAGAUUUUGUAUAAUUCUAUAUUAAUACACAGGCAGAUUCGACCCCAUCAGGAACACUGUCACACCUACAUUUGUUUGUGUUGUUACUGUGGAUUCUUGCCAGCGCUGGCUGUUGUAUUUACUUUAAGCACUGAUCACUUCUGAUUCUUUUUUUUCCCCGUUCUUGUAUAUGUUCUACUACAAGUGUGUUAAUAUAAUACCAGCUAGAUGAAUGUUUUUGUCUAUGGUACAAGCAAUGGCAAAUAUUGGUAAUAAAGGCAUAGCAAACCCGAGGAUUAAAAAAACAAACAAAACACAAAACAAAACCAUAGAAUCCUCCUAAAUCUUAGCAGGAAAAAAACAAGCCACCACAAACUAAACGAAGAAAAAAAGUCCUAUGCACAAAGAUAAAACCAAUUAUUAGUUUGUUUUCACUCCUGGAUGUUUGUUUUUGCUUACUUUUCUUUGGACAAAAAUGAUGUAUAUCGAAGUAUUGAUACCCUGUGGCUUCCAUUCAGCUCCACACCUCUUUUACUUUCUUGGUUAUGUUGAAUGUGUGGAUCCUUUGGCAGCCAUUGCACUUUGCCCAUUGGAGAAGUCCAUCGGAAAAAGCCAUGACCUGCUGGCCACGGCAAAUAAAGCAUGUUUGUGGAUCCCUGGCAAGAAGAUGGGUGGGCCCAGGGUCAGAGAACAGAGCCAUUGGCAUGCCUGUGUUAUUAUUUAUUCUGGGAAGUAGCUGUCUUGCUACCUGUUGAGCCAUGCAGCCUGUUGUUGGUGCAGUCCUCUCGUCACUGUGCCCAUGUUAGGAAGCCUGUUGAACCUUCUUGUUGCUUUUCUUUCAUUUAUCUUUUUUCUUUUUUUUGUGUGGUCAUUUCUUUCCUUCUUUGUUAAUGAGAUUAAUAAUAACCUCUAAAAUGCCUAAAAUACUUCCUGGAAUCAAAUGAUGUUAGUACCAAUGUGGCACGUUUCAAUAAAAUCCACCCCACGAAUACGUAGCUAUCCUCCUUGUAGCAAGAUGCAGUUGUUUGGAAGCAGAGUGUUUUCCUUGCUGGCAGAAGGAACAACAGAUUUGGGGGAAAACAAAACAAAAGUUCCACGUCAGGGCCUACGGGGCCUAUUAUUACUUCUAUUUUGAGUAUUUAUACUGCUGCUCCAAUGGAGCCAGUUGGAUCUAUUUCUACGAAAUAGCUGUUACCUAUCCCACGGCACAAAAACCGCAUGAGUAUUUUUUUAGGAGCCUUUUCCUACUGGUGUGCAUUAAAUACUGUAACGUAUCAUAGCUUUGCGUUGAGCGUGAAACCUGACUUUUGUUUAGAAGCUCGUGCAUUGUGCAGGAAUAUGCUGCGAGCCGUUGUUUGCAGAAUCAGAAGGUCUCUUGAACUGCCAGUAUCUGUGCCAUGUACGACGUGGUAAGCACUUCCUAUGCUGAUAGUUCCAGUGAGAUGUGCUUAUGAUUUGCAAUCAGAUCAACCAGCGCUGACCUGGUUUGGAACAGAAAAGACCAACUGAAUGUUUUUGUCUCCAAAAAGGAGAGCCUGACAAGUUUGUUAGCUUGAGGAAAAGUCCCCAAAGCAAAAAACUUAAGUUUUUUUUAGCAUCCACCCAGAACUCAGACAGUUCUACUGGGAUGCAGGGUGUGUUAAUAGCUUUUACUGAUGGAGCCAAGGGGCUGUUUCCCUCCCCAGCUGCAGGCUGUGUGGGGAAGGCUGCCGCUAGGCCUUGCCUUCAUGCUGAGAAAGGCUACAGGCCCACAGCGGCACAGAGCACCACAGUGACUGCCCACAUGGGGCAGGGAGGUUAUGGGGUGCCCGGCAGCAGUGCCGUGGGCUUGGGGCACUGGGCUUAGCUGUGGUUCGGAACACAGCAGUGAUUUGGAUUCACUUUUUGCUCUUAAGAAAGCAAGGGUCAGCUUUAAGCUUGAGGCCACUCUGGUCUUGGGACCUGUCAAGUGGUUUUGGUCCCAUUCCUGGUGGUUUCAGGCAAUCCUUAAUGAAUGUUUUGAAGGGAGAUGAAAGAGCUUUCUCCUCAGCUUGCUCCAACCCAAUUGCAUCUCAGCUGUCUUUUGUCCCUACCAAAGCUGAUUUGUUAUCAUUUAUUUUCUUUAUUGACACACUGCACUUUCUGGUAGGUUGUUACUGCUGUACGAACACUGAUCUGACGUGUGUGCAUGAGAAGGGGUUGUCAAUGAUGUUACUGGUGUUUCAUUUUGGGUUGUUUUUUUUUCCCCCUCUGUGUUUACACUCGCCUGCCUUGUUUUUAGGUUCCUGUCCACAGCUACGCCAUUGAAAUUAAUUAGCAUGCUUUGGAUUUGUGUUGUUUGUGCCUGUGAGAAUGAACACCCAUCCUUAACAUACAGAUGCAUGACUGGCUUACUGUUUUACUUUAAAUCAAGAACGAACAAUCUAGUUUUAGAGUGGCAACAUUCAGCAUUAUAUGGAGGGUAACAUUGACUAUCCUGCUGUCAGACGAGCAAUUUUGGUGUGAUUGUUCCAAAUAACCAUAUUAAUGCUUAUAACACACAAUGUAGACUGAAUAUUGUUGGAUAGCUUUUGAGAGAAAGGUCACUUUCUGCUGACUGGCAAGUGUUUCUUAUUUACGUGUUUUUGGAAAGCCCUAAUACCUUUAUACACAAGACCUCAGCCACUUUUCUUCCAAUCAGAGAAGUGAGCAUCCCAAGUAUAAUGCAAGCCUUAAAGUAAGACUGAGUGAAAACUGACCUCUACUGAAAGCAGCAACAAAACUCCAGUGAUUUAUUUCAGGGUCAAUCUACAUAUUCACAGCAGUAAGUCCUGAAAAGGGCUGUUGUUCUGUGUCUUUGUAAAGAUGAAUGAACUCUUUAUUUUCUGUUCGGAAUAGGUGAAUGAAUACCUAUUAAUGGAUUGACACCUCUAAGAUUUAUGUGAAUAUUCUGUUCAUAGCAAGCCCUUAAUGGCCUCACAUUGGAAGCAUAUUUUGUAGGUGCAUCUGCUUCCACCCAACCUGCUCUGACUUGUUGGACUGAAUCUCCAGAAUCCAUAUCAGGUGUGGGCAAAUCCAUGUCAUAUGGACAAGUAUUCACAGGAAAGCAAUCAGGGAAGAUAAUAGCAAUUUCUUUCAUUGCACACCAGUAGAUAAAAUUUGGUUUUAAAAUCUAUUGUUUACCACCCUGAAUUAGCUUGAGAUCGUGGCUCGGUGUGUUACCAAGAUUGUUUUUCUCCUAAACCAAGUCAGCACCAUAUCAGACACUGUGGAGAUAAUUAACCCUGUCCCAUCUGAAACCAGGACAGAAACUAGGGCAGAAGCAUCUAAUUUCAGGGAAGCCUCUUAGAAAGCACAACUUGUGUAAAGCUCCAGAUUUUGUAAUGUAUUUAUAUAGCUAAAUUUAUCAUGGUAUAUUUUAGGUAAUUUUACUUUUUUCUAAUAGCCUUGCAGAACUAGUUUUAAUAGGUUCUGGGGCCUGUAUGGGUUCCACACCGAAAGAAUCUGACAGAAAUCCUGUCAAUGUCAUCUUCAUUUCAUCAGGUAGAGUUUAAGUGGUGCCAGAAAUCGGCGUAGGAAUUUUAUAUCAGCAGUUUCACAUCACCUUUUUCUUGCCAGUCGCAGGAAACAAAGUGUAAUGGUGCAUGCCUGAACCUAUGAGGACAGUGGUAGCUGAUUAUGGAUUAAUUCAGAUACUGAGCUUUUGAGGUUUGAGGUUUUCCAUCAGCACGUCUGGCAGAUAAGGCAGGCAGCUUGGCUUCCCAGCAAAGUAAUUCCCACUGCUGGAUGUUUCGUUGAUCUCAUCUCAUGCUAUAAUGAAAGCAGGAGCCUGCCGGUACCCCCCCUUUGUCUCUGAAAUACCAGAGCCCUGCUUAACUUGAAGCUUGUGCAGAAGUCUGUGUAUUGAAAGAUAAGCACGCGCUGAAGUGUUUUAAUGCAAAGUUCAUUUUAAUGAAUCCAACUCUUUGGCAUCACCAUUAAGCACUCAGCAAAAGCAGCACUUACUCAGAGCAAAGGCUCUCAUCAGGAGCAGCUGCAGCAAAAUGUUCCUGUUUGAAGAGGUGGGUGAAAUUGUGUGUGAUUAAUGAGUAGAUAAGUCUGAUGAGGAGGACCUGUAUCAAACGUGCCAUGGGUUAAAAUAAAGAAGGUGACUUUGAAAAGUC
This is a messenger RNA of Coturnix japonica (Japanese quail), 7300 nucleotides long. The record is from RefSeq and is a predicted model, not a curated record. NCBI's taxonomy places the organism in Eukaryota, Metazoa, Chordata, Aves, Galliformes, Phasianidae.